Patella vulgata (common limpet) is the source of this 4135-nucleotide messenger RNA. Its product is annotated as retinol dehydrogenase 12. The transcript is spliced from 4 exons. NCBI's taxonomy places the organism in Eukaryota, Metazoa, Mollusca, Gastropoda, Patellidae. The coding region runs from base 343 to 1566 and encodes 407 amino acids. The record is from RefSeq and is a predicted model, not a curated record.
ACCUAUCAUAUUAAUCUCUGCUUCGGCUUUAAAGAACAUCUUUCGUUGGGAGCCGGCAAUCGGUUGGCGUGGCGCUUAUUGGACUAUUGGUAUCACUCCGUAUACCAUCUCUGCCGCUUUCCGUUUGUUUAUCUGUCUCUCUCUCUCUCACUCGUAUUGUUCAAAGCUUAUACCUGACAAAACAAUAUGCUAUUAUAGUGUAUACUAGGCUUAUAUAUAUACCUAUAAACUAGAGAUAAAUUAUCACAGUAUAUAACUAUAUUUUAUAUACACACCUCGUGUGUUUAAAGGUGUCAUAUAGUAUUAAAAAGGUACGAAUAACAGUCUAUAAACUGUCAAAAAAUGUCUACGACGAAACACUUAAAGCAUUUAAAAAAUCUGAAGAUCGAUGAAGUGGAUGAGAAUAUUGAGGAAUUGGAGGUGGUCGUGGAUGAUGUUUUUCCCGCGUUAGUUGGCACCGUGGUGGUGUCAUUGAUUAUUUUGGGAAUAUUUUUAAGUCGUUUGUACAUCAGAUGGUCUGUCGACUGCUCCAGUAAAAACAAAAUGACAGGAAAAACCAUCGUGAUUACAGGUGCUAAUACAGGAUUAGGACGAGCAACAGCUACAGAGUUAGCUAAAAGAGGCGGGAGAGUUAUCUUAGCUUGUCGUGAUAAGGUCAAAGGGGAAGCCGUCGCACGUACCAUCAGAAGAAAGGUGAACAAUCAGAAUGUUAUAGCUAUGAAAUGUGAUCUUGGGAAUUUGAGAGCCAUCAAGGAUUUUGCUACCGAACUCUGUGAAAAUGAGAGAGAAGUCAACGUGCUGAUUAACAAUGCAGCCUAUAUGGGACCAAAGGGCAGUACAGCGGAUGGUCUGGAGAAAUGUUUUGGUGUGAACUACUUAGGUCAUUUCUACCUGACGUGGUUGCUACAAGAAAAGCUAAGAAAGAGCGCACCUGCCCGUAUUAUCAAUGUGACGUCAGAUUCCUAUGUUAAGGGUAAACUCGACUUUGAUGAUUUGGCAAUGACGAAGAGUUAUACCAUCUUUGACGCCUAUUGCAGAAGUAAACUGGCUAUGGUCGUCUUCAACCAAGAAUGUCACCGCCAUUACAGCACCGGUGUUAUUUUCAGCUAUGCCGUACACCCAGGAGCAGUAAGCACCGAUCUGUUGAGAAACUGGCCAGGACUGACAGGUAAUAUCCUCCGAGCAGCCUCCCGUGUUCUCUUCAAAAGUCCCGAACAAGGUUGUCAGACCAUCGUCCACUGUGCUAUUGCUGACAAGAUUCGAGAACAUUCCGGCAAAUUGUUUGUAAACUGCCGACAAACCAAAGUGAAAGAUUUCGUCAAAGACAAAGAGCUUGGCAAGAAGUUGUGGAACGUGAGUCUUCAUCUCUGUGGAUUAGAUUCAGAGAUUGUUGAAGACCCUGAACCCGAUGUUGCCGCUGCAGGAGCAACUGAGAUUCCCGAAGCUGCUAAAGCCGCCAAAGAAGCAGAGAGACCAGCUGCACCACAACCAUCUAAACCUGCUUCACAGCCCCAACAAGCGCAACAGCCUUCUGCCUCCGCUCAAUCUAACGAAAACCAGGAGUAAAAUAGCUGCAAUGAUUUGAUCUUGGAAAGCAGAUCUUUUAUGACAAAGCUGGUUGUUUAAAACCAAGCGUCCGGUAGUAUUUUAGUACGGAAGUUGUUCAUAGUACCAUCAAAUCAGAUGAAUUUGAACAGCGUAGCUACAAAUGGCUUUAGGCAGCAAUACAAAUUUAGGUCGUGGCACCGGUAUUCAAUUUAGGACAUCAAUGUCGUAAAUUGUAACCUUUGGCUAGACACUAUGCUUUAUUGGUUUCUGUAGGUUUAGGCAGCGAUCGUUUGUAGUUAUAGGCGUUUGGUUUUAGUUAGAGAAAUUGGUUUUAGGUCGGACGACUGUCUCUUAGAGACUCGCUCUUUAUGUAGGCCCGUCGCCAUCUUCUUUAGGCAAACAAAUAGGCCAUCGUGUAGGAGCGUUUAUUCCAGCUCUUUGAAAGUGGGCAGUUUCAUGUAUUGGAAAGUUGUCUGGGAUAUCGUCAAGUAUGAAUUUCAACAUUAGUAACACUGUGAUAUUAUUGAUAAAUAACGUUUAUAAUAUUUUAAAAGUUUAUAAACUUCUGUGAACUUUCUUUUUAUCAAUGCCCUAUUUUUGAAAACAGGAAAAUUUAUGAGGAAAAUAUUGCAAGUACAUUGAGUCAGUCCACUUUUUCUGUUCCUUAUGCAUAAUUCGUGGCAAUAUUUCUCUUUUACGAAAAGUUUAAAAUGAAAGGAUAACCAAAGAAAUGCAUCUUGAAGAUAUUCAUAAUUAUAAAAGAAAUUUAAUCUAACCCAAUCAUCUAUUGGGCACAGUAGGCUUACCUAUAUUAAUACUAGGAUGAUAUAAAGGGAAUUUUGUGUUGGAGAUUAAAGGACACGAGAGGAAUGAGUAAGUGCCUUAAGAUAAAAAUAAUUAAAUAAGUCCGUAGAGUGUGCCAAUCAAAAUUUGGUUAACUUUACCGUGGUAUUUUCUAAAUUAAAGAUGCAUUAUGUAAGAGCUAAAUCUGCCCAUUGCAGGUUUUUCUUUUGGCCUCCCGAUUCCCCGGUUGUACGUGACAAGGAGAAGGGUCGCCUGUCCAACCUCGUGGGUUUUCUCCGGGUCCACCGGUUUCCUCCCACUGCUAAAGAUCCCUACGCGCAAGCAAAUUAUUGAAAAAAAAAUUGAACCAUAUGUAAGUCCUGAAAUGACCUAACGACAACCCUAUAACCAACUCUCUUGAGCAUCGGGUGGCUGAGAUUUAAAUGGAUUUAAACAUUCGCGAGAUUUAGAAAUUUAACGAUAAAAGGACAAUCGAGGCUAAGUCUGGUUGUCAAAUACCAUUGCUACGAUAAUGAACGAUCCUCAAACAGUCGUAACUUCGUUCAAAAUAUAGUAAUUUGAAUGAAAUUUUCAAUAUAUUCAUUUUUCAUUAUCUGUUUUUGAACUACUGUAGCAAGAACGGCCAGCUCUUUAUCUAAAUCUAACAUAAUGCAUCUUUAAUUGUUAUUAUAUAACUCAUAAAACUGUAAAUAUGAUACGAUAAUAUCUUGUUCUAUCCAACCAGUUUAUGCACUUUUCCACAACAAUGUAUGCACUUUUCCAAGAAAAUUUAUGCACCCUUGCAAAACCCGUGUUUCUAUAUUUUUUUUAUUUCUUUGUCUUUUGUGCAAUUUUUAUACUAGCCAUGGAUUGUUUCCCAUUUCUUAUACUCUCAGGGGAUGUUCGAUUGUCAGUCAGGAACGUUCCGAAUUGACGGAAUUGCAAUCGAAUGACAAGGAAUUCAGUCCGGUCACAGUUCUGUCAGUUCCGACAACUGAUGUGGUGUGAGUAGAAUCGUGACGUAAUUAAACACAACUAACAUGUUUCAGCUGUCAUGGUUGGUUGAGAUAUUUUCUUAUAUAUGCAGUCGGCGCAUGCGUUCUAGCCCCAAAUCCCCAUUUUCACUCGAUUUACACCAUUUUUUUGGGUUUGCCAGAACGUUCAAUCGAGCAUCCCCCCUCAGUAUCCACAUUCGGAGUUCUUUUAGAUUCUGACUUGGAAAUAACGUUUUUAGGUCUACCUGAAAAUCUCGCCGUCGCCAAUGAUAGAGUGAUAGAAAAGAGGUUAUAUACCCUAUCGGCCCCCACCCCCCAGUGAACUGCCUAUCAGUUUUAACUUUAUAGGCAAAUCUUUGUCGGCACCAGAGGAAUUGUGACUGUCAUAAAUUGAAUUUGUGUCUGACAUUGUCAGUGACCGGUGCCUUAUUUCCAGGCUUAGACUUAUUUCACCCGACUUUAUAACACCUGUGUUACUGGGACUGGAACUUAUUUCACCCGACUUUAUAACACCGGUGAUACUGGGACUUAUUUCACUUGUGUUACUGGGACGUGAACUUAUUUCACUAGACUCUAGUGUGUAUAUAUACAUAUAUUUAAUGAGUUGUGUGCGUUUGAUGUGUAUUUUUGUAAAACAAAAAAAAAAUAUUAUAAUUAAUUGUAGAGUAUGAAGAGACUAUGCAAUUCUAUUUGCCUUUGAGCCUUGAAUGGAAGGUUAAAACCAUGGGUAGUUACAUAUCAUGUCUUCCAAAUAUUGUUUUCAAUGAUUUGUAACAUUAAUUCACAAAAUAAAGAUUUAUCAAAAAUUU